Molecule: messenger RNA, 429 nt
Organism: Suillus fuscotomentosus
Lineage: Eukaryota; Fungi; Basidiomycota; Agaricomycetes; Boletales; Suillaceae
Exons: 2
Source: RefSeq, a predicted model, not a curated record
AAAUGGUCACGACUUCUAUUACCAAACGGCCAAAUUGCGCGCUCUGCCUGGAGGGAGAAGCUGAGGUCACUCGACAAGACGCGGAUGUCCCGUAAUGUCAAACUAUUAAUCAAUAGGCAGAUACGAUUUGCGGAAGUUCUGUACUAUACGAGACUAGCAGUUGCCGAACCAGACACAGACGAUGUGGAUGACAACGCCAGUUACCACUUCAUUGACAUCGCUGUCGUUCAAAUGUACUCUCCCCCUGAUGAUCCACUUUUACGGCUCUCAUCUCAGACAGUCGUUUCAUGCACACUCCUCGACGAAGUCUCUGUUGUCAAUGUCAAGGAAAUCAUGAGCGUUGUCGCCAUGAUCCCACAUGAACCAAGACUGCCUUCAGGCAUUACCGAGGACCGCUUUUUCAUGCUAGAAAAACCAGGGUUAGACAUC